Molecule: messenger RNA, 4937 nt
Organism: Nothoprocta perdicaria
Lineage: Eukaryota; Metazoa; Chordata; Aves; Tinamiformes; Tinamidae
Gene: KIF16B
Product: kinesin family member 16B
Exons: 26
Coding region: 1-3861 (1286 amino acids)
Biological process (GO): microtubule-based movement
Molecular function (GO): phosphatidylinositol binding; ATP binding; microtubule motor activity
Source: RefSeq, a predicted model, not a curated record
AUGGAUCCCACAGAUCGGGAUACUCAGGAAAAACUUGUUGAACUGGAGAAGGACCUGAAUGCAAAAUUUAUUAUUUCAAUGGAAAAAAAUAAAACAACAAUCACAAACUUAAAGAUACCGGAGGGUGGAACUGGAGACACGGGAAGAGAAAGAACAAAGACAUUUACCUAUGAUUUUUCAUAUUUCUCAGCAGAUAGUAAAAGUCCCAGCUUUGUGUGUCAAGAAACGGUUUUCAAAAAUCUUGGUACUGAUGUGCUUAAAUCUGCUUUUGAAGGUUAUAAUGCUUGUGUGUUUGCAUAUGGACAGACUGGAUCUGGAAAGUCCUACACCAUGAUGGGAAAUGCGGGUGACGCUGGUUUAAUACCUCGAAUAUGUGAAGGCUUAUUUAGCAAAAUCAGUGAGAAAACAAAGCGGAAUGAGGCAUCCUUUCGAACGGAAGUCAGUUAUCUGGAAAUUUAUAACGAGCGCGUGAGAGAUCUUCUCAGGAGGAAGUCAUCAAAAACUAAUAAUUUACGAAUACGAGAACAUCCAAAAGAAGGGCCCUAUGUUGAGGAUUUGUCUAAACAUUUAGUGCAAAAUUAUACUGAUGUAGAGGAACUUAUGGAUGCAGGAAAUAUAAACAGAACUACAGCUGCAACUGGAAUGAAUGAUGUCAGCAGCAGGUCUCAUGCCAUUUUCACAAUCAACUUCACUCAGGCUAAAUUUGAUUCUGAAAUGCCUUGUGAGACUGUUAGCAAGAUUCAUUUGGUAGAUCUUGCUGGAAGUGAGAGAGCAGAUGCCACUGGUGCCACAGGGGUUAGAUUAAAGGAAGGGGGAAAUAUUAACAAGUCUCUAGUUACUCUGGGAAAUGUCAUUUCUGCCUUAGCUGAUUUAUCUCAGGAUGCAACAAAUCCUCUUGCAAAGAAGAAGCAAGUAUUUGUGCCUUACAGGGACUCUGUGUUGACUUGGCUGUUAAAAGAUAGCCUAGGAGGAAACUCCAAAACUAUCAUGAUUGCCACUAUUUCACCUGCUGAUGUCAAUUACGGAGAAACUUUAAGUACCCUUCGCUAUGCAAAYAGAGCCAAAAACAUCAUCAACAAGCCUACUAUUAAUGAGGAUCCUAACGUCAAGCUGAUCCGGGAGCUGAGAGCUGAAAUAGCCCGGUUAAAAGCCUUGCUUGCUCAAGGGAAUCAGAUUGCCCUCUUGGAUUCUCCAACAGCUUUAAGUAUGGAGGAAAAGCUUCAGCAGAAUGAAGCAAGGGUGCAAGAACUGACCAAAGAGUGGACAAACAAGUGGAAUGAAACCCAAAAUAUUCUGAAAGAACAAACCCUGGCCCUCAGGAAGGAGGGGAUAGGUGUUGUGUUGGAUUCUGAACUGCCUCAUCUGAUUGGCAUCGAUGAUGAUCUCCUUAGUACUGGCAUCAUCUUGUAUCACUUGAAGGAAGGCCGAACAUACGUUGGCAGAGAAGAUGCUAUGACAGAACAAGAUAUUGGUGCUGUUAUAUUGCUUGGAAGAACCAAUAUGUUUCGCUUUAACCACCCCAAAGAAGCUGCUAAGCUAAGAGAAAAAAGAAAGAGUGGGCUGCUGUCUUCCUUCAGCUUGUCUAUGACAGAUCUUUCAAAAUCCUGUGAGAACCUGUCAGCAGUUAUGCUUUAUAAUCCAGGUCUUUUCCCUGUGAAAGGACCCAUCUGUCUAAGGCUAGAAUUUGAGAGGCAACAACGAGAGGAGCUUGAAAAACUGGAAAGUAAAAGGAAACAGAUAGAAGAAAUGGAAGAAAAGCAAAGAUCUGACAAAGCAGAACUUGUAAGAAUGCAGCAAGAAGUGGAGUCGCAGCGAAAAGAAACAGAAAUAGUACAGCUGCAAAUUCGCAAACAAGAAGAGAGUCUGAAACGGCGAAGUGUUCACAUUGAGAGCAGGCUGAAGGAUUUGCUGGCUGAAAAAGAGAAAUUUGAAGAGGAGAGGUUACGGGAGCAACAGGAGAUAGAGCUUCAAAAGAAAAAGCAGCAGGAAGAAAUCUUUGCCCGGGUGAAAGAAGAGUUGCAGCGACUCCAAGAACUUAAUCAUAAUGAGAAAGCAGAGAAAAUGCAGAUUUUCCGAGAACUGGAAAAGCUUAAGAAAGAAAAAGAUGAACAGUAUAUCAAGCUGGAAUCAGAAAAAAAGAGACUUGAAGAUCAGGAAAGGGAGCAGGUGAUGUUAGUGGCUCAUCUAGAAGAACAGCUUCGAGACAAACAGAUCAUGAUAGAGCUACUGAAGAGAGGAGAUGUUCAGAGAGUUGAAGAAGAGAAGAAGGAUCUUGAAGAUAUUAGGGAAUCUCUUUUGAAAGUCAAGGAAGCCCGAUCUGAAGGUGAUGAGAACAGCGAAGAGCUUGAAACAGCACAGCAUAAUUUCAUAGAAUUUAAAAGAAAGCAACUAGAGAMGUUGAAUAUUUUAGAGAAGGAUUUAGUUCAACAGAUGGAACACCUGGAAGAGGAAAUAGCGCAUGAAAAAGAAGCUUUGGACCACUUAAAAUUUCUGUACGAAGAACAGUUAGAUACUGUUAAGAAAGAGGAUGAAAACUUUGUGGAUGUUGCACUCAAGUCUGAAGAGUUUGAGAAGAUAAAGCCAGCAGAAUAUAGGCUGCAAUCUAAAGUACGCCAGCUUGAAUACCUGAAAAAUAAUCAUUUGCCAGCUCUGCUGGAAGAAAAGCAAAGAGCUUCUGAAGUCCUUGAUAGAGGCUUGUUAGGAUUAGAUAAUACUCUCUAUCAAAUAGAGAAAGAAAUAGAAGAAAAAGAAGAGCAGCUGGCCCAAUACAGAGCUAGCACAAACCAGCUGCAGCAGCUUCAAGAAACAUUUGAAUUCACGGCCAACGUAGCUCGCCAGGAAGAAAAAGUGCGGAAAAAGGAGAAGGAAAUCCUGGAGUCAAGGGAAAAACAGCAGAGAGAGGCUCUGGAACAAGCUGUCGCCAAGCUGGAAAGGAGGCACUCGGCUUUGCAGCGUCGUUCCACCAUCGACUUUGAAAUUGAGGAGCAGAAGCAGAAGCUGGCAACCCUGAACAACAGCAGCAGCGAGCAGGCAGGGCUGCAGGCCAGCCUAGAAGCUGAGCAGAAAGCCCUCGAGCAAGACCGGGAACGCCUGGACCAAGAAAUUCAGCAGCUGAAGCAAAAAAUAUAUGAAGGUGAUGGUGGACAGAAAGGAAACCAUGGCAUCUUAGAAGAGAGAUUUUCUCAUCCCAGUUCCCCUACCAGCCCCACGAAGCCCCAGCCGUCCUCCGUUCCACUAGUUGAUGAUAGGAUAAAUGCCUUCAUUGAACAAGAAGUACAGCGACGACUUCAGAAUAUUCAUCAGAGACCUGAGGAUAACCAUGCUAGACUGUCCUGGUCUACAGAAAGUUUAAAGGAUAAUGAGAGACUUAAUAAUGGCACUGUUCAACGCAAGCUGAAAUAUGAGCGGAUGGUCUGUCGUUCCCUGGGAGCAAGUCCAGACGACCUAAAGGACCCCAUUAAAAUUAGUAUUCCACGCUAUGUCCUGUGUGGGCAGGGAAAGGAUGAACACUAUGAGUUUGAAAUAAAGAUAACAGUUCUGGAUGAGACAUGGACAGUGUUCAGGCGAUACAGCCGUUUUCGGGAAAUGCAUAAAACUUUAAAAUUGAAGUACCCGGAGCUUGCUACUUUAGAAUUCCCUCCAAAGAAGCUCUUUGGCAACAAGGAUGAACGAGUGAUUGCAGAACGACGGAGUCACUUAGAGAAAUACCUCCGGAGCUUUUUCUCUGCAAUGCUGAGUUCUCCGUCCUCUCCCCUGCACCUCGACAAGGUGGGGCUGACCCUGUCCAAGCACACCAUUUGUGAGUUCUCCUCCUUCUUCAGGAAAGGUGUUUUUGACUAUAGCAGUCAUGGGACCAGCUAACUUUUGUGCCAGGUGAGAGGAGCCCAGCGCGGUGCCUUCCCUGUGGUGGGAGAGGAAAGCAGAGGGAGAAGAAAAGGCARCUUCACCCACGCCUGCAAACUCUCAUCAGGACUUCUCCGCUCGAGGACACAUGUGCCCUGACACUGCUCUGCUCUCUACCAGUUCUUYGCUUAGUGCCUGCAUUUUACUGGCAUGGGAUGUACGGACUUUAUUUUUGGUUUGUGCUGUUAAUAAUGUACAAAACUUCAGACUCGUAGGCUCGUUAGUGGGAGCCCUUCCUUUCCACUUGCUCAGACAAUUCGCUGUGAUCGUGCAAGAGCAGCUCCUGUUUCCUGGGCCUUUCAGUUCCUCUGCACACUGUUCCUUGAAGAAUAUUGCAAUUUUGUAACCUUAUAACAUCCUGGAUGGCAUUUAAGCUCAUGCUCCAUGGUUUUUUUUCUUUUUUUUCUCCCUGGAGAUAAAUUUUAUCUAUUUGACUGUAUAGUUUUCCUCAGAAUUAAAGGGCCGCAGUGACUUGAUUGUUUACAAAAUAUGUACAAACAGAAAGAAUAUAAUUUAAAUCCUGUAAAAGUCUUCCACACGUGAUUCUUUUGAAGCAGAAUGAAACACUUCCCGUUAAUUAAACAGUAAAGGAAGCAAUAGUUACUGCAGAAUGCAGUCAGUGUCUUUUCAUGUGUUCUAAUUACUUAGAAUGUAACUGGAUACUGUGCCCUGUACAGAGCUCAGAGCUAUGCAAUAGCCUAAUGCAAAGUGCUAUAUAUAUAUAUAUGUAUGUAUGUAUGUUUUGGGUUUUUUUUUUUUGAAAUAUAUCUUCUUCACAACAGCGGAACACUGUAAUGCCUGAGUUUUACCUGCAUCAUUUAAAAUUUACAGGAUUUUACUAACACUAUGUUAAAAUUACUCAGGACUCAUUCAUAAUUGCACAUGUAUAUACAGAUAGAACUSAUUUUGUAUCACUGUGGAUCCAAAAGAAAUAUACACUGUGACUGGAAUUGGGUACAUGUACAUGUUUAUGUAUAAUUGGUUGUAUAAAAAUCAGAAUCAAGCAACUUUCGGGUAUUAAAAAGCAUAAUGAA